Messenger RNA from Centropristis striata (black sea bass), 3823 nucleotides. RefSeq names its product vesicle transport through interaction with t-SNAREs 1A (gene vti1a). The record is from RefSeq and is a predicted model, not a curated record. Gene Ontology annotation, biological process: vesicle fusion with Golgi apparatus; retrograde transport, endosome to Golgi; Golgi to vacuole transport. Bases 133 to 717 code for a protein of 194 amino acids. Gene Ontology annotation, molecular function: SNAP receptor activity; SNARE binding. The transcript has 9 exons. Gene Ontology annotation, cellular component: endoplasmic reticulum membrane; SNARE complex; ER to Golgi transport vesicle membrane. Lineage: Eukaryota; Metazoa; Chordata; Actinopteri; Perciformes; Serranidae.
AAAAUAAAGUCCUGUUCCUUGUCGAGCACAUUCUACUGCGACUCACGGAAGGGACUCCAUUCGAUACUUGUUGUUAUUAUCCUGAGCUAACUGUCAACCAGAGAGCCACCUGUUUUAAACCCAAACGUCACAAUGUCUUCAGACUUUGAAGCCUACGAGCAGGACUUUGGAACCCUUACAGCAGAAGUAACAAACAAAGUUGGCAGAAUUCCCAAACUGAGCGGAGAGGAGAAGACACAGCUGGUUCUAAAUGUCGACAAACAGCUUGAAGAAGUCAGAGAGUUGCUGGAGCAGAUGGAUCUGGAGGUGCGGGAGAUCCCCAUCCAGAGCCGAGCCAUGUACAACAGCAGACUGAAGAGCUACAAGCAGGAAGUGGAGAAGCUGGAGAAAGACUUUAAAAGGUCACGUAUUGCCUACAGUGAUGAGGUGCGCAACGAGCUCCUGGGGGAUGAUGCCAGCUCCUCGGAGAACCAGUUGAUAAAGUUACGUGAAGAGAGAGCGCAUCUGUUGGACAACACAGAGAAGCUGGAAAGGUCAUCACGCAGACUGGAGGCUGGCUACCAGAUAGCAGUAGAAACUGAACAAGUGGGACAGGAGAUUCUUUCCAACCUGCACAGUGACCGUGAGAAGAUCCAGAGAGCCAGAGAACGGCUGAGAGAAACGGACGCCAACCUGGGCAAGAGUUCUCGCAUCCUUACCGGCAUGCUGAGAAGGUAAGAGGCAGGAUCAUCCAGAAUCGUGUCCUGGUCUUCAUCCUCGGAGCCAUCAUCCUUCUCACCAUCAUCCUGGCCAUCUAUUUCAAUCUGCGGGGCCACUGAUCUCCCCUCUGCCCACAUACACACACUCUCCUCCCCUGACACAAAUACAAACACACACACGCGUGAUUAAUAGCGACAAAAGCGUUGUUCUGCUGUAAUUAGGACAAAUGGUCCCCAUGAAUCACUGUUUCCAAAGCCUGACAGCGAGCUUUUUUUCCAUGUCUUUCUCCUUUCCUGUUUGCUGUUUCUUUCUCUCUCUCUUUCUCUUCUCUUCUUUCUUUUUUCUCCUCUCAGUUUUGCUCUCUCUCUGUCAGGCUAUCUCAUACAUCUCCAGGGAUAAGAACAAGAUGUUUUUAUGAUGGUUAAUAUUUUUCAUGGUGUCGUCCUCAGUGUGGUUCUGCAGCCCAUCCUGUCCCCAGGUGAACACGGCCUGGGGAUUUUUUUUGUAACUCAAAGCAGAUUCAGAUAUGUAGAUUUGUUUUUUCUUGUGAUGGAGGUGGGUCAAGUGUUAUUCGGGAUGUACGUGCGUGCAUGCAUACGGAACAGAGAGAAAGAGAGUCCACAAAUAUGUAUGUUCGCAUGUGCAUGAGUGACAGUCAUGGAUGGACACUGUGUUUGUUAUAACAGUAGACACACAUGCUGUAGUAUGUAUGAGCUUCUGUAACUAAAUGAUUCAGCUGUUCUUCAUGUAGCUCAUACAAAGCACAGAGGACAGUGCCUUCAGAUAAGAUAUGCUGUUCACACUCCUUCUUUAAAAAGCUCAGCGGAGCCCAAAAUAGACGAGUGGCGCAGCCUUGAAAAGAGAGGAUGCACAUAAAAAAAGGUUGAGGUCAGUUCAACUUCAGUUCAGUCAGUCAAGGUGAGAGGUUUGUUUGUUUUUAGUUGCUACGCUCAGGAGAGACUGUAUGAAUAUUUCCACAAAGUUUUGAGAUUGAAAAAAUGAAAUAAAAUCAACUUAUUUUAAUGUUUUUAAUACAAAUGGAAACUGACCCCAGCCUUGGCACAUUCGAUACAUAAAUACAAUACAGAGAACAGAAACUACACAACAUAACCAGCUUUAAUAUCCACAUUUGGUACAAUCCUCCCGCACCUCCCAGACAUUCAUUCCUGCAGACUUUUUAACAUCUUAAUCAUUGUGGAAAAUUCUAGGCAUCACACUGUAUGUACUAACAUUUAAAUCUACAUCAUGUAUAGUGUUUUGCUCUUAAUACAAGUUAUUAUUUAUUUAUAAAUGCAAUUAACGUAUCCGUGUUAGAACUGUAUAUUUUAUGAAGUUAAAAGGUAUUCAGAAUUAACAUUAAGCACAUGUUUUUUUUCUUUUGGGUGUUCAGUGAUUAGACUAUAAAAUGCAAACUGCACACCAGGACCAACUGAAAUGUGUUGAUUUCAAGUUUUGUGUCUUAUAAAGGUUUUUUUUUCUCUCCUUCUUCUGUUCUUAUAAAUGGAUCUAACUUGUUUUAGAACUGGCACUUUUUUGUUCUAUAUUUUUCUUGUCAAGUUCUAAAGAUUGUGAUGCAGUCCUUGUUUCUGUGUUUAUCUGUACGCUGACUUAUGAUGUGAUACAUUUGCAGGUGUUUGAAAAAAAAAUCUGUGUACGUGAGUUUACUGCUGCUUAAUUCUUCAGGGGAAAGCCAUUCUUCAGGGGGUCUUGAAAAAUCUAAAUUUAUGAGCAUUAUAUGGAGACAUUUUUCAGAAGUUGAGAUACAUGAAGGUAACGCUGACACACACACACACACACACACACACAGAAGUAUUGGAGUGUCUCCUGUGGUCGGUGUGGUGGUUCCCGGCGAGGACAUUUGCUAUUCUGUUUCAGGGCCAUGGUCUUCAUUUUCGAAGACGCGGGGGUGUCGGGGUGGUGUUCCCCCCUGCCCCACCCACCCCAACCCCCCUCCAACCCACCACCAUUUCACAGGCCCUCACUAGCCGCAGCGCCGCCGUCUGCUUCAAAGCCCCAAAUUAAUGGCCAACAAAAUAGCGUGCCUCUGACCGUCCCAUGCGGGGCUGACCCACCAAGACUUAUCAUUAAAGUGGAGGAAUAAUGAAAAAAGGAAGGAAGCAAGAGAGGAUGGAAGGAAGGAAGUGAGGAAGGAAGGAAGCAUGGAGGUAGGGGGUGAAGGGGGGGUGAAAUCCCUGGCAGUUUGACAAACCUCAUCUGGUGAUGACCCUCAGUGAUUGUUUUUUCACCCAGUGCACAGUGUGUGUGUGUGUGUGCAGCCUACCUACGUGCCGAUGUGCUCUCUUCUCCUCCUCUCUCUUUCUAUCUCUCCCCAUCCCCUCUUGCUCCCCCUUCUCUCUACCUCUCCUGCCACCUUUUCUCCUCCUCCCUGUCCUCCCCUCCCUCCCUCCCUCCCUCCCUCCCUCCCUGCCUGUCAGAUGAGCGGAGCAGUAGCUAGCGAGUGAGCGGUGGAAGGCAGCGUGGCGGCGGCUUCUAUUUGAAGUUGUAAUGGUGUCAAAAAGUCAGGGCUGACUGACAGACGUCAGUCCCACAGGGCCUCAUUAAAAACAGACCCACUUGACAAGGAAAUAAUUGAGUGCCGGCGACAACUCGGGGGCCCCUCCGCGUUUUUAGAUGUUUUUAUUUUCUUUUCAUUAUUAGCGCCGAGCUAUUAUGUUCAUUAAGAAAUGGCAUUAAAACAAGUUUUUAAAAGCGGGGAAAUGGAGGGAGGGGCAGAGGGAAGGCAGGAUGCAUGGAGGUGGGAAGAUAACGAUUUGUUUAGAGCCCCCGUCCUGUUUUAUUAUUUAAACAGGAGCACUGUCAUGUGAUACCUUGGCAGACGUCGGCUAUCAUCUGCCACUCCUCCCUUUUUUCCCCUUCUUUUUCUCCUUUUUUCACUCAUCCCUCUCUUUCCCCCAGCUUUUAUCUCCCCCUCCUCUGUCCAUCUCUCUUUCUCCACCUGCCCAUCUCUCUCUCUCUCUCUCUCUUCAUCCCUUUCUUUCUCUCCCUCUGAGCGGCGGGUGUCAUUGGAAUAUGAACUAGAUUAUUCAUCAAUCCCCCCUACGCCCCGCUACCACUCCCCCCAUUCGCUGAUUUGGUUUUCGACAAGCGUCUCUCCGCAGAAGGC